Fusarium graminearum PH-1 is the source of this 1435-nucleotide messenger RNA. RefSeq lists its product as uncharacterized. Bases 124 to 1299 code for a protein of 391 amino acids. Gene Ontology annotation, biological process: post-translational protein targeting to membrane, translocation. Lineage: Eukaryota; Fungi; Ascomycota; Sordariomycetes; Hypocreales; Nectriaceae. The record is from RefSeq and is a predicted model, not a curated record. Gene Ontology annotation, cellular component: endoplasmic reticulum; endoplasmic reticulum membrane. The transcript has 3 exons.
GUUCUCUCUCAAACUUCACUUCGCUUUUCAUGCGCUUUCCUCUCGUCUUUUUCUUCUUAAGCCCAAGUUAAAACAAGAUCCUUUAUUACAUUCUUUAUUUAUCUCAUCGAUUGACUUUUUACAAUGUCUGCUCCCCCUCCUCAGCCCGGCCCUCAGCCUGGGCCUGGCCAGAUUCCCAUGCCUCAGCCUGGACAGCGACCAACACCCGAGCAAAUCCAGGCAAUGCAGCGCCAACUUGCUAUCGACGCCGAGAAGAAUGGCAUGACUGUCCCGGAAUUUAUUGAACACAUCAAGCGACAGGCCCAAGAACAAAUGCGCAUGCGAGCGCAACAGCAGCAGGGCGGCGAUCAUGGUCAUGGUCACGAUCACGAUCACGAUCAUGAUCACUCCCACCCGCACCCUCACCAACAGCAGCAGCAGGGUCGCUCUCAGCCCAUCACUCCAGGACCUCCCAACCCCAAAGCCCUUGCUCUUGCGGCGUUCCUCCGUGGCCAGGAUCUCAAGCCCAGGACUGUUAUCAUGAACGGCGAGCGAAAGGACAUGUUCCGAGUCAAGCGAGCCCUCCGAGCCCUCCAGUCCCCCGCCUAUGAGAAGGCCCGCAAGAAGAACCCCCUUCUUCCCGAAAUCACCGACCGAGCUUCUCUUGAGAACACCUUCAAGUUGCUGCCACUCAGCAUGCUUGCGCUUCGAGUUUCCAAGAUUGAGCCCCAAGCAGGCCCCAAUGGAAAGAAGCCCAAGCGUGUCAAGGGUCAGUGGACUGUCAAGGUCGAACCGCAGCAGGAGGCACAAGACGACAUGUACUAUGCUUGGUUGUGGGAAGGCAGUCAGCUCAAGCGAAAGAUCUAUGCUGGUCUCGCACUCCUCGCCAUUUUUGCUGUUGUCCUGUACCCUCUUUGGCCCCUGGUGUUGCGCCAAGGUGUAUACUACCUAAGUUGGGGACUCUUGGGUCUCCUUGGACUGUUCUUCCUCAUGGCCAUCUUCCGUGUUAUCCUUUUCUGCAUCACAUAUUUCACCAACUCUCCUGGUCUUUGGCUCUUCCCCAAUCUGUGGGAGGACGUUUCUUUCAUGGACAGUUUCAGACCUGUCUGGGCUUGGCAUGAGACCGAGAAAAAGAAGAAGAAGAAGAAGUCGACCGUGGCUGUCCCUGGAACCAGCGUUAACCCCGCCUUGGCAGGCGCCACCGGUCUUGCGCCCACCAGCGCAACGACAACAGGAACAGACACCCAGGUUAAGACUGGUGACGUACAGCAAAGGCACUAUGAGGCACCCAGAGUCGAGGAACUUGAGGAUGAUGCUUAGGUGAUGCAGCAGAGUGUGUCUUGAUGUUGGCGUUUCUUGAAAGUUGUAAUAGUAGCACAGUGUCUAGGAUUCGGAUCACAAUGAAAAGAACGAGCGGGUUUUAUGAGUACAAACAUGGAAAUAUAUGUUUGCAGUG